Molecule: messenger RNA, 2518 nt
Organism: Chelonoidis abingdonii (Abingdon island giant tortoise)
Lineage: Eukaryota; Metazoa; Chordata; Testudines; Testudinidae
Source: RefSeq, a predicted model, not a curated record
GGUGUGUAAAUUGUUACAGACAUACACGCUGACAGUUAAUUUUUACAAGCAAAUUGGCAUUCCGACCAACUGCUGACUAAAUAAAAACUCAAUUUCCCAGAAUCCUUUCAGAGACGGUAGAGUCAAAGGUUGUCAUUGGCUGAAGGCUUCCCUCUGUGAUUGGUGCCGGAUCAGUAGUGAAGGUGAGGAGAGAUUUAUCGACAGACAGAUCAAGUCAGAGCACUGUAGUACAAAAAACACUGAGUUUAAUGGAACCAGCUAAGGAAGAAGAAAGCAGUGUUCAAGAUGAGGCUGUGGACAAAAGGAGCUUUAAGAACUGCAACCACAUUGCUUUCUACAGGCGUCAGAAACUUCUGCUUCCUGGGAAGUCUUUGUAUCAAGGAUUGUUGGAUUCGGUUACAUUAUGCAAUGAUAGUGUCAAACUCCAAAUAAUUAAUGAGAAGAAUAAGGUUCCUCUCCUAGUGGAAAUUUAUGCAAUAGACGGCAACAUUUUCAGGCUUAAAAUUAAUGAGGUAUCUCCUCUCAAAUCAAGGUAUGAAGUCCCUGAUGUUCUCAUAAAAGAACCUGCCACUCAGAGGCUCUCUAUAGCCCAGAAGGAAACAGGUAUUCUAGUAUUGACAUGUGCCAAUGAGGACUGCAAGCUUCACAUCACAGCAAAUCCAUUCCAGAUAGAACUAGAGUCCAAGGGUGAGACUGUACUGAGUGUGAACACCAAUGGCCUGUUGUACUUCGAGCAUCUACAACCGCCACCCCAAAUCAGUAGCAAAACUACAGCACAAAAGAAAGAGGAUGCAUCAAUUGACUCCUCUCAGGAAAAUCAAGAGGAUCUGGAUCUCUGGCAGGAGGAAUUUGGCAGUUUUUUAGACAUCAAAGCUAAUGGUUCCAGUUCCAUAGGCUUGGAUUUUUCUUUGCAUGGAUGUGAACAUGUCUAUGGAAUACCAGAGCAUGCAGAAACACUUCUCCUCAAAAACACCAGUGACGAUGAUGCCUACCGGCUUUUUAAUUUGGAUGUCUAUGGGCACAAGAUCCAUGACAAAAUGGGCAUUUAUGGUUCAGUGCCCUUUCUGUUAGCACAUAAACCUAACAGAACUUCUGGGAUCUUCUGGCUGAAUUCCUCAGAAACUCUAGUGGAGAUUAACACAAAAGCUGUAAUAGAGCAUGUACUAUCCAGAUCCCCUCCAGACAUAACUAAGCAGAGAGUGGUGCCUCAAACUGAUGUGCGCUGGAUGUCAGAAAGUGGAAUAAUUGAUGUUUUCCUCCUAAUGGGACCCACCCCUUUUGAUAUCUUCAGGCAAUAUGCACAAUUGACAGGCACUCAAGCCCUGCCUCCACUCUUCUCCUUGGGCUACCACCAGUGCCGCUGGAACUAUGAGGACGAGCAGGAUGUAAAGACAGUAGACACUGGCUUUGAUGAGCAUGACAUCCCCUAUGAUGUUAUAUGGCUGGACAUAGAGCACACAGAAGGAAAGAGGUACUUCACCUGGGACAAGAAAAAAUUCCAGCACCCCAAAAGGAUGCAGGAACUGCUCAAGAGGAAAAAACGCAAGCUUGUGGUCAUUAUAGAUCCUCACAUUAAGGUUGAUCCCAUGUAUGCCCUAUACUCUCAGGCCAAAAAGAAGGGGUAUUUUGUGAAGAAUAGGAAAGGCCAAGACUUUGAGGGCAUCUGUUGGCCAGGUUCCUCUUCUUACCUGGAUUUUACCAAUCCUGAAGUCCGAGAAUGGUAUGCAGAUCAGUUUGCCUUCAAAUCAUAUAAGGGCUCUACUGACAUCCUGUUUGUAUGGAAUGAUAUGAAUGAGCCUUCAGUCUUCAAAGGGGCAGAACUAACCAUGCAGAGAGAUGCUGUCCACCAUGGCAACUGGGAGCACCGGGAGGUUCACAAUCUCUAUGGCUUUUACCAGCAAAUGGCAACUGCAGAAGGACUUAUCAAACGCUCUGGGGGACAGAAGAGGCCAUUUGUCCUCACGCGAUCUUUCUUUGCCGGAUCACAGAAGUAUGGUGCAGUAUGGACAGGAGACAAUGUAGCAGAGUGGAAUUACUUAAAAAUCUCCAUUCCAAUGCUGCUCACAAUCAGCAUUGCAGGAAUUUCAUUCUGUGGAGCUGAUGUGGGUGGGUUUAUUGGGGACCCAGAACCAGAGCUACUUGUUCGCUGGUAUCAGGCUGGUGCAUACCAACCAUUCUUCAGAGGUCAUGCCAAUAUCGAAAGCAAACGGCGUGAACCAUGGCUAUUUGGGGAUGAGAAUACACGGAUCAUCAGGGAAGCCAUUAGAGAGCGCUACACCCUUCUGCCCUACUUAUAUUCACUGUUCUACCGGGCACACACCACUGCUGAGCCAGUCAUGAGGCCUCUCUGGGUAGAGUUCCCCAAGGAACAAGAAACUUUUGGUGUGGAAGACGAAUACAUGCUGGGAAAUGCUUUACUGGUGCAUCCAGUCAUUGAACAAGAGGCCACUACAGUGAAUGUUUUGCUGCCUGGGUCAGAUGAGGUAUGGGUAACUAAGAACCCACUCUGAUGUUUGAA